Cynoglossus semilaevis (tongue sole) is the source of this 949-nucleotide messenger RNA. RefSeq names its product centromere protein K (gene cenpk). Gene Ontology annotation, cellular component: nucleus. NCBI's taxonomy places the organism in Eukaryota, Metazoa, Chordata, Actinopteri, Pleuronectiformes, Cynoglossidae. Gene Ontology annotation, biological process: kinetochore assembly; mitotic sister chromatid segregation. Bases 80 to 844 code for a protein of 254 amino acids. The transcript has 10 exons. The record is from RefSeq and is a predicted model, not a curated record.
ACGUUACGUCAUCAAUGUUGACAACAAAACAGUUUGGCGGUAAGUAGGAAGUGAACAAACGGUCAGUGAACGAAACAGUAUGGCUGAGGGGAAGACAGAUUCACAAGCUACAGCAGAGCUGUCUGAAGCUGCUAGGUUGGAUUUGCUGCGCCUGUGCAGUGAGCAGUUUGCUGAACUACAAGAGCUUCAGAAUGCCAUACUGUAUGAGCCAGAUUCAUGUGAGGAUGAGGAGGUUGUGAGUCAUCUGAAAGCAACAGAAGAUUUACUAAAACAGUGGCGGUCAGCAGAGCCAAAAGCUCUGCCAUCGAAUUCAGAAGUUUUGGUUGAAGCUGGAAUUGAAGAGAUGGUCAAGCUUUGCUCAGAACUUCAGAUGGUUCAUUCUUCUUAUGAAGCAAAAAGAGACACUUUAAGGAAAAUUAAAGAGCUUGAGGAGAAGUGGCUGGAAAACAAGAAAGAAAUUUACAACGCUACAGUUGAACACGCUGAACAACUUGAAAAGAAAAAAAAGACAUCAUCGGAAACCAGUUUACUGGAGGACGCCAAAAAUGAUAUGCAGAAAAUGCAAGCCUAUUUGCAAACAUUGAUGCAGUGUCUGGGAAGUGUCCUGGAGGACCAUGUUCCUCCAAUACAGAUUGAAUCUACUACAAACUCUGAAAAGGAUGAAAACAUUUCACUCAAGGACAUACUUGAGCUGCUGAUGAACAAAGCCUUGAAUUCACCCCACGACCCCUAUGUAGACAUAGGUGACAUACGCUGGAUGCCGUACGUGGAGCUGCUUCUUCGCUAUGGGAUUGUCGUGAGGCACCAUGAGAAUAACUUUAAGGUCUGCCUGGAAAACUUUUAAGAUGGGAUCUAUAUUUAUUUACUAAUUGUAUGUAUUGCUUUCCAUUUGAUUAAACUACCUAUGCUAGCUCAAUAAACUCCUCUCUGGAAGGUUUAUCACAAUGAC